AUGUUAAGAAGUUGCUGUACUUUAUUAAUUUUAUUACUACCAUUUAUCUAUAGUCUUGAUAUUACAACAAAAAAUCCUUUUAUUAAUCAAGAUUCAACAUCAAUUCCUUUUGAUCAGUGUCCCUGUUUUAAAACUUCUUCUGGUUAUAAAUGUAUUCAAUAUGAUACUAGAUAUCAGGCAACAUCAUUAGAAGAAGCUAUAUUUGUAUUUGAUGAUUUAACAUUUGAUAAAGAUGAAGGAACACCAGAAAUUUUAUCAUCUGAAGUUAGUACUGAUUGUCAUACAGCAGAUUGUGUAAAAUGUCAAGAGGAUAUACAAAAAAGAUUAUAUGAAAUUGGAAUGAUUUCAAAUGUUACAUUACCUAUUAGUAAUAAUAGUAGUGUAAUUUGUCAAAGAUAUAGAUUUUCAAAAGACAGCUCAACCGAAUAUAAAUAUGGAGAAGAAAAAGAAAAAAAAGAAAAAGAAAGUGGUGAUUCAUCAUCUGAAGAGAAGAAAGAAGAGAAAGAAGAGAAAAAAAAAGAAAAAGAAAAAUGUAAAUGUAGAAAGGAGAGGAGGCGUUUUCGUCGUCAGGUUACACAACCUAUACCAUCUGUAAGUAAUGUUUCAAUGAUUGGCACAAGAUUUAAUUUGUCAUGCACUCAAAAAGGUAUUGAUUUAGAUGGAACCGGUGUAGUUAGUCUAUGUAAUAAAUGUUGGUCUUGGAGAAAACUACCCUCAAAUUAUUUUCCUCAAUAUGUCAAUGAACUUGUUUGUGACACAUUAAAUACAGACUGUCUAUCUGGAUUUGGUGGAUGUUCAAUAGGUACAAGAAGUAUAGAGGUUUAUAGAACAGACAUUAAUCAAACAGUAACUUUAACAGCAGGAGCAUUUUGUGAAUGUAAAGUAUUUUCAAAUAGUGCACUUUUAAGAUUAGUUAAUGGAACAUCACAAGAAGGACAAACUAUAUUAGAUACUUUGGCAGGUUAA
Strongyloides ratti is the source of this 966-nucleotide messenger RNA. RefSeq lists its product as hypothetical. Lineage: Eukaryota; Metazoa; Nematoda; Chromadorea; Rhabditida; Strongyloididae. Bases 1 to 966 code for a protein of 321 amino acids. The record is from RefSeq and is a predicted model, not a curated record. The transcript has 2 exons.